Cynoglossus semilaevis (tongue sole) is the source of this 2714-nucleotide messenger RNA. It is a transcript of the gene mta1, whose product is annotated as metastasis associated 1. Gene Ontology annotation, cellular component: NuRD complex; nucleoplasm. Gene Ontology annotation, biological process: double-strand break repair; response to ionizing radiation; negative regulation of transcription by RNA polymerase II. The transcript has 18 exons. The record is from RefSeq and is a predicted model, not a curated record. Gene Ontology annotation, molecular function: transcription coactivator activity; chromatin binding; histone deacetylase binding. Lineage: Eukaryota; Metazoa; Chordata; Actinopteri; Pleuronectiformes; Cynoglossidae. Bases 179 to 2011 code for a protein of 610 amino acids.
GUCUUUUAUUUUAGCGGUGUACUGUCUCUUUAAGAGCUCUCGGCUGCUCUGUUUCGUAUCGAUCAAUCCUCCAUUUUCCAACACAGAGCGGCGGCAGCGCUAACACAGCUCCGGCAACACAGAGCCAGCACUGAGCCUCCCCUCUACCUGGAGAGGAAGCCAGGCACUGGGGCCAGCCAUGGCAGCCAACAUGUACCGUGUUGGAGAUUAUGUUUAUUUUGAGAACUCCUCCAGUAACCCACUGCUCAUCAGGAGGAUAGAGGAGUUAAAUAAGACAGCCAAUGGGAACGUGGAGGCCAAAGUGGUGUGUUUUUACCGACGCAGGGACAUCUCCAGCACACUCAUCGCACUGGCAGACAAACACGCGAGAGAGCUGGAGGAGGAGAUGGAGAAUCCAGAGAUGGCUGAACUCCCAGAAAAACAGAAACACCAGCUCAGACACAGAGAGCUUUUCUUGUCCCGUCAGCUGGAGUCUUUACCUGCCACACACAUCAGGGGGAAGUGCUGCGUGACACUGCUGAAUGAGACAGAGGCCUUGAAGUCCUACCUGGACAGAGAGGAUGCCUUUUUCUACUCACUGGUAUAUGACCCUCAGCAGAAGACUCUGCUGGCUGAUAAAGGGGAGAUCAGAGUCGGGAACAAGUUCCAAGCCGACAUCACCGACCUCCUUAAAGAAGGUGAGGGUGAUAACAGAGACUUGGAGAAACUGGAGGAGAAGAUCUGGGACCCCAACAGCUCACUGACGGAGAAACAGAUCGACCAGUUUCUUGUGGUAGCUCGUUCAGUAGGUACGUUCGCCAGAGCUUUGGACUGCAGUAGCUCUGUCCGGCAGCCCAGUCUCCACAUGAGCGCUGCUGCAGCCUCCAGAGACAUCACCUUGUUUCACGCCAUGGACACACUCCACGCUACGGGCUACGACAUGACCCGAGCCAUCGCUGCGCUGGUUCCUCAGGGUGGACCCGUCCUCUGCAGGGACGAAAUGGAGGAGUGGAGCGCCUCGGAGCUCCCCUGGAAGUCUCUGACCAGUAUUAUUGAGUAUUACUACAUGUGGAAAACCACAGACAGAUAUGUACAGCAGAAACGAUUAAAAGCAGCCGAGGCUGAGAGCAAGUUGAAGCAGGUCUACAUCCCAAACUAUAACAAACCAAACCCGAAUCAGCUGAGCAACAAUGUCAAAGCGGCUCUGGUGAACGGAGCAGCUGCAGCAGCAGCAGCGACAGCAACAGCAGCAGCGACGACAGCUUCAGUCGUACCAGGGCAACCAGGGUCUGUGCAGACCCCUGGUCUGGGCAGAGCCUGUGAGAGCUGCUACACCAGCACCUCCUACCAAUGGUACUCGUGGGGGCCUCCCAAUAUGCAGUGUCGCCUGUGCGCCUCCUGCUGGACUUACUGGAAGAAGUACGGAGGCCUGAAGAUGCCCACGAGACUGGACGGAGAGAGGCCAGGACCAAACCGCAGCAACAUGAGCCCCCAUGGUUUGCCCCUGCGCCACAGCGGUAGCCCCAAGUUUGCGGUCAAGACACGACAGGCUUUUUACCUUCAGACCACCACCGUGACACGGAUGACGCGCCGUCUCUGCCAGGACAUCAUCAGACCACGGUUCCUGGCCAGGCAUCCGUACCUCCCUGUCAACUCAGCAGCCAUCAAGGCAGAGUGUGCUCUGCGGUUGCCAGAUCGGCCAAAAAAGCCUUUGCCACUGAAACCUGUGGAACGUAAACCUCUGGAGUCUGUGGUCAGAUACUUAGAAGCACAUCCCUGUCCAGUGAAGCCGCUCCCUCCGUCUCGUGGAGGUUGCAUCUCCACCAGUAGCCUGACGCCCAUCAAAUCCUCUCCCAUCCUCAACAACGGUUCCCCCACCAUCCUAGGAAAACGCUCCUACGAACAGCACAAUGGACUGGAUGGCUCCAAAUCUAAAACCCUGACUCCUCAGUGGGACAUCAUGGCCAAACGGAUGAGCGAAGCCGGACGACCCUCGGCUUCACUGCAGGACGAGAUCCAUGAGCUGGACUGAGGAGUCUGUGGGACGACCAAGUCCACGUCCAGCGAGCAGAAGAUAAAAAGGAAAAGUUUUUUUUUUCCCACAGAGAGGGGAGAGGAGGCAGCUGAGAAUAGAUGAUGCUAACUACGUUUCAUCAGCUGAAGAAGAAGAAAAAGAAGAAGAAUCAAUGAUAAUCCGUAACUCUGGUCCAGCAGAAGACUGACUGUACAGGACUGUGUUUAGUACUUACAAUUCUCUGUCAUUGUAAUUAUUGUUAUUAUUAUAAUUUUUUUUUUACCAACUAUAACUCAUCAUAUUGUUUGUCGAUCAAACGAUGAAACAAAAAGUUUCAUAUUAAAAAAAAAUAACGCUUGCUUAAACUUUGUGGAGGAGAGUGGAAGGACCGUAACGUUAGCCUCUGCUGCUUCUUCUCUGUUUGUUCAUCUGUCUUUUCUUUAACCAUUUAGAAGGUAAAACAGAAAAAAAAUAUCAACAAGGAGAUGCACUUUCAUUUCAGUGACUUUGUCUCAACUCCUUGUCUUUGCUUUGGUUGAAUUUGAAUUGGAAUGAUUUUCCUCGGGGAGGGGUGGAAUCUUUAGGUUUUGAGAGCCGGGCCUUUGUUGUUUGGCCAGAGAGGUUUAACUUAUUGAGAGAGACUCGCUGGUUUUUUCUACCUUUUUCACACGUUAAUGCAUCUAUGCUUCAAUGAUAAUAUUAAAAAGGACAAUUGAUUUUC